CGCUGCCGUUCAGUCUGACCCGAGAGGUCUUUUGCUACUGACGGGGGCCUCGAGACGCGCAGCUCGCGUCGCGCGCUUUUUUUGAACGCGAAUAACAACGAGCGGUGGGAAAUCUUUUUCCUCCUGAAUUUCACUUUCACGAAAUCGUCGGAGAAUAAUUGUAAAUUUUCAAAUCUGAUAGUGGAAGAUCCCGCGAUACAUUCGAUUCGAAUGGUCAUACAGAUAUCUGUAUUUCUCAUGUGACAUACGGAUAUUGUGUACGAUAUCGCGGUUAAUGCAUGGCUAACCGGAAGUUAUUUGCAGAUUAACCGCACGUGCGGUUUAGUACGUAUGGUAUAAUACGCGGCGUAUAACGUUCGUCUGAAUGACCAUCGACGUGAAUUACAGGCAGCGUGACAAGUGUGACGAUGAAUUGAAAAGGAGCUGAAAGAACGUUGUAUGUUUCGGUUAAGGUAUUUUCAACGUUUGUUGUUUCUCCGCGCAGUUUAUACGGCUAACGUAAUCCACGAAAAUAUCGUUUCAGGUAUCAGAAAUAAAAUACCAUUGGCUCUCGAUCAUCGAAAGAUUCGUCACUUUGGAUAGUUCCGAUAGUUCAAACACAUAUCGACGUGGUUUAGAAACAUGUUCUGCAGGAUUUGCGACAAGGAAAUAAUCCGACUGCAUUCGUCGUCCUGCAAAUCCAUCGGCAUGUUGAAACAGCAGGAAAAUAGUAACCACAUCCGUAAACAACAUUGAUGUAUCAGCUGGGGUUCUAUCCAGCAACAGCAGAGGUUCCCAGAAUGUCUCUAACUGCAGGAGCCAACCGGUGGGCAUCAAAAGUCGUAAUAAUCCUUCAACUCGCCGCUUGGAGUGCCGUUGGAAUCGUUCUUCUACAGAAAGGCGUUUCCUCCAUGCACAAAGCAGUCGAUGUCAGAAACGCGACUCAGUUAAACAACACAGUAACGGUGAGUAACCUGAUAACGAAAAAAAUCGCCAACGAAGAAGAUCGGAGCGAGAAUGAGUCAUCGUCAAGUAGUUCGAGUAGUUCAGAGGUUCAAAACGAGGAGGAAUGGAGCCCGGGGUCAGUUAAAAGUAAAAAGUACGAUCUCGGUAACAAGUUGAAAGUAAUCGAAGAGGGAUCGGCAGAAGCUGUUUUGCCAUCUUCGUCGUCGACGAACGACGACGUGUCCAAGGAGUUUAUGCCGGGAUACAAAUCCGCAAAUGCUUCUGAAUCAAGUCGGAAUUUAAGGACGUCCAACGUCGCCGGAGGCGGAACGGCCGCUGCGGCCGUUGCGAUGAUCGCCGUGGGGGCGGUGAUGCUGGUUUUGGGACCGGCCGUCAUUCUUUUGCGGACUCUCGACGAUCGCCGGCAGGAGCGAAGGUUCCUCAAGCUUUCAGCGCAGGACGAUUUGCCCCCGAGCUACGAGCAGGCCACGCUUAUGGACGAGGCGCCAAGGUAUUCGACCCUGAGCCUCAACACCAUCAGUGGCGCCCCGAGCGGUGGAGGGAGGCCUACAGGCUCUUCGGAAGUUUGCGAGGUGUGAUCAGGUCGCUUGACUUGCCUUCUGAAAUACGAUGGAAAAAGCAAGAAAAACAUGUGCGUGGCCGCGGAAACGAAAAACUCUUCCUUCUUAAACAUCGGUUCUUGUUUUCUAAUGAUGUUCUUCGGCGAUCUGCGGGUUCUCCGUUAUCUUGAAAAUCGAAAGUGUGUGCUUUGGGACACGAUUUGUCGUGACAAUUGACCGGUGCGCUCCCUACCGGGCUUGAAACGUACCGUUGGAAGUUUUCAACAUCGUUGAUUAAAGACUCAAAUUUGCGCAAUCAGUGAGGGAUGAAGCUUUUAGGGAUCUUAAGAUAACCAACCUCCACAUAAAUCGAAUGUUUUUUCUUACAUUCACUGAGUUCCACGUGAAUACUCAAUUCGGUACUGUUUGUGGUUUUCGGUAGGAAAAAAUAUCAUCAUUGCACGGAAUAAUGAAACUUUUUCUAGUAAUACUGAAUAAUUAUAGCAAACAGUUCUUGUCUGAUUAUCGAAUAGUCUCAAGUGUACGGUCUACGUUCGGUAGGGUGGCGCAACAGUGACUCAACGUAACGAAUUAAUGCAGUUGCAUUUCCGAACUGGGUUUAUUUUCGUGGCACCGUGUUCCGUUGAAAAAAAUCUUAUUCCGACAUCAAUUACCGUUGUUCAUGUAUAGACCGAUAAUUGACCGAGCAAAAAAAAGUGCGGGAAGAUUAAAAAGGAGAGAAAUGAUCGGUGGUAGAAUUGUUAGCUGCGCUGUCUUACGUCGUCUCUUUUCGCAGAUCUUGAAGCUCGUGUUUACAGUGAACUCCCCGUAACUUUCCGUCAUGAUAUUAAUCGUCAUGAAGUCGGUAAUUCAUGCUCUGAACACGAGCAGCACCGUAUAAAGCCGAAUGUUACGAAGCACCGUAAAAUGUAACGAUGUAUUUAUUAUAAUCACGUUAUGAUUGAAGACGAUGCAUUAAAUCUGCUGGGACAGAUUUGUAAUUCCUAACUGAAAUGAAAACAUGUGAUAUAUAUAGAUAAUAAUGGCAUUACAAUUAUCGAAUAUUUUCACGUAAAAAUUCGACUUUGAGGUAUAAAACGGUUAUUUUUAGACAAUAAUUAUUUCGUUCUUACAAGCCAGAUCUCCUCAGCAAGGAUCGCUGUGUUCAUUGGUUAUGAACUAUCAACGUUUUGUAUAAAUCACAUAUUUGUUUUGUAAAUAUUAUAAGAUAAGUAUAAUACACGAAGUCCAAGACAUUAGUUGUACAGUAUAUCGACGAUAAAACGAUAUUGCGCAACUACAAACGAAGACAAGAAAGUAGAAUAAAAGUGAAUAUGUAAUUGUUUUUGAACAAACAAUUUUAAUAGUUCCAAUGACUCCGGAAAAAACUUUUGCAUACAUGCGUAUACCUUAGAUAUUACGUAAAAAAAAGAAAGUUUUACCGUAUUUUAUCUACGAAGAUUAGAUUUUCGGGAGAGAAACUUGCUGGAAAUAAAAAUUUAAUAAUACGCAGCUGUCCAUUCGUUCAAACUUUAGACACAGACCCUCUUACCGUGCGAGUUAUCGAUAUCGGCUUGACUUCAACAUAAAUUAUUCGAGUGACUAGAAACAAACAUGAUAUAACUUGGUUAAUAACGAGCCAAAAAAAAAGCCAUUCUGAUUAUACGAGAUAUGGGUAGCUACAAGGUUCGCCCGGCAGGCAGAGAAGGUCACAAUGAGCCAAUUGGCUUUAAUUGAUCCCGAGGCAUGAACUCAACCGUCCGCCGAAUUAGAGUGGACUUAUUCCGGAACUGAAUAACGAAUCCAGCCCGAUGCGUGUGCAGUGCUAAAACUCACGGAUGAUUUAUUCUUGAAAUCUUUACGUGAAUUUUCUCCGAUUCUGUACGGAGAGAGCUUCGCUUUUUAUACCUUCUAGUAUUGUCAUUCUUAUCACUAUUUUUACUUACAUACGCGUCGUGCAUAAUGUAGAGAUUUAUUUUAGAUGUAUGAGAUAAUGAUAUGGGUGUGUAUGUACAAAGUACGUACAUAUAUAUAAAUAAUAUGUUAUAUUUAAAAUAUUUUGUAUACCGACUGUGAAAUCAUUAUUAUUAUUAAUAUUAAUAUGUACAUCAAUCAUUUAAUACGAAAUAAACAUGAUAUUUCUAGAGAUAUUAGCUGAUCGUGCACGCUGUGUUUGUCAUUGCAAUGGAAAUUAUUAUAUCAACUAAAAAAUACGCGUACACCGAUUGAUAUUUUUUUAAAUUCUUGGUAUUGGAGAUCAUUUUAUUCGUACUUUACAUAACUGAUAAAUAUUCCUCGGUUGUAUUAUAUAUACACAUAUAUAUAUUUGUUUUUGUGAUGAAAAUUACUUUCUUACAUUGGCAAAAUAGACGUAUACUAACCGAUGGUCUUUGAAAUUUUCGGUUUUGGAGAUACACGCGUAGCAUAAAAAAUGUCCCAAGAUCUCGGAAUAUCAACUGGAUUCACGAUGGGUAAUUUAAUAUACUCUGGUUCUACAAAUUAUAAAAAAGAAAAAAAUAGAUACAAAUCUGAGAAAUAAUAAUCAGUUUAUCCGCUUAUUAUUUGUCAACGGUUUUGAAAAACCUAUUUGAGAAAUUACAAGGCAGCAUGCACGUUUCUAUCAUGAAUUUUUUCAUAUCGUUAUAAAAUUUCUCCAGCAGUUCCUUACCCAUCGACGGACAAAAAUUCCUCCAGUACCUUGUAUAAUUAUAAACGAAAGGCAUGCUGGCACUCAGUUUCGGCCAAUAUUGCUAUAACGAUUCCGAGUUAAAUCAGAUCAAGAUUUUCAGAAACUCGGGCAAUGGUUUACCUAAUUAACUUCUCAAACGCACCAAUUACACCGAUUUUUCUCAAGAAUCGAGAUAAGUAAUUUCAUGUGAAUCCGCCGAGGUUCGUUCAUACAAGGAGUACGAUCUUACAUCGAUUGAAGGUGGAGUCUGAUACGUGCACGAGAGUCGGUGACUAUCGCUCCGCAAUGGCGUAGCCGUUGACAAUGGUUCAACGUUUAUGCGGAGUCCGACGGUAAAGCGGUCUGAUUACGAGAUAAGAGAGAAAAGGUGAGCCAGGCGGUACAAGCAGUCGGGCUUUACAUGGUCGUGAAAGAUUAAGCGUCCAAGCUAAUUUUCGUAUCAUAAAAAUCGUUACAACAUGUGGGCAAUAAAAUAAUACAGUGUGUCUAGAGUAAUUGCUAGUGUGAAAAAGCGACGAACACCGCGAUGCUGCAGCAGCGGCGUUGAACGUGCUUGAAAUCAUCUCGAUGACCAAACUUGUAUGAUAGAGAACCGCAGAGAAGACUUUCUAAAACACGAUCGGAUUGCCGCUGCCGCUCGAGUAGCGGCCGUCCAAGUGGAUCACAGAAUUAGCAUCGUGCGAUUUGGCGCCUUCUUAUUUUAUACACAUUUUUUACAACGACGGUAAGAAGGGGAUUUUUCAUCCGAAUGCCUGCGGCCCCGGAAUAUGGCAAACGACCAGUCCGCUCAACUUCGAACAACGAUGCCGGACAGAACUGCAGAAGCCGCGCCUCUUACGACCGAACGUCGAUAUGGAUUUUCUCGGAUAGGAUGCGCAGCUGCAUUUGUACUGAUAAUUCUUGCCGUCGGAACAGGAGUGGCUCUUGUUAUCGGCGUUAGAGAUGCCGGGAUAAUGCUGGCGAUUUUAUUGCCAAUUCUGGUGCUAUCUGCAGGAUUAGCCAACCUGUUUCUGUGGUGGCAGCACAAGAAGGCCGUUCGACGUCGAGAACUGGCAGCAAACGAGUGGGUCUCAACACCGCAAGCAGUACAGCAGGUACAGGCAUCGGCACCGUCCGAGACUCCAAGGAGCAGCGGUUCCUGGUUCAGUAGGUUUUCUCUGAGAGCCUCAUCGCGCUCAACUCCGCCUCCUGGAUAUCAAACGGUGGUCUCGGGGACCUGAUGGACGAAUGUAUCGAUAUUACACAGAUAAACGUUUUUUAUUUGAUAAGUACACAAAAAAACGAUACGUUUGUUAACACUACGUUAGGUACGUUUUUUUAUUUUCUCGAAGUCUGGACGAUCGCUUGGCGGUAUCGUUUUCUAUUUUUCCUCGGACUCCGGAAUGAAAGUGUUUUCCUACGUGGGAUUGCUUUGAGCCACAUUUUUGUUUUCGAAAGUGCUUAAUGAAAUAUUAAUGGGGUUCGUGAGGCGUAGCGGUAAAAAUAUCAUUGCGGAGGAAACAAAGUAUAUCUUUUCACGACACUUUGAGGUCCUAGUAAAAGUGAUACUUCGAGAACGUGUUAUGUAUAUAGAUUAGGGCGGUCCUCAAAUAAGUAAUUUUCCAAUCUCGACCGGCUCGCUCUUCAAAUCACUUCCGAAUACUUCAAAAAUGAUUCUUUCAUUUUUUUCAGAUUUUUAUCGCAAUUCUAAUACGUGCCCGUAAGAGAGUGGAUUUCUCCAUCUAGCCCUUUCAGAUGCAUAUUAAAUCCACCGAAUGGAUUUCGAUGAAAUUUGGUGCAGGGAGGUUUCUUUAUUGAGUUUUGUUAUUUCAAGUUUAUAUUCGUAAUUAGCAACCUCGCAAACCCUCGAGCACUGAAUUUAAUUGAAAUCGAAACACUUUUUGGAUUUUGGUACGCCAUAUUGAAUCCGCCGUGAUGAAUUUUCAAAUUUUGAGUUCAGAUGCGUAGUCAGCGAUCCACGAAACCGCCGUAUACCAAAUUUUAUAGAAAUCCGUUGGGUAGAUAUAUUGGCGGGUACGGGUUAGAGUUGAGAUCAAAAUUUUAAAAUAUAAGGGAAUCAUUUUUUAAUUAUUAGGAGCCGAUUUGGGGGGUGAGCCGGUCAAGAUUCGAAAUGACCGUUUACAGGACCACCUUAAUAUACAUAGAUAUUAUAUAUUACAGUGAUAAUCAAACCUGCCAAAAUUUGAGUCUACAUGCAAAAACAUUCACGUUCUACUUGUGUAUAUAGUUCCAGAGAAGUGGAAUUCGAUAUGCUUAAAAGAAUUCAAAAACGUAUCUAAUUGUAAGACGCAGACGAAUGGUAGUUACAUAUGUUUUUAAAUAAUUUUACGCUUGCGUGAUAAAUUAAGUUCAGUAUUGUAUCAUUGUUGGAUCUUAAUCUGUACUUCAUGAAAUAUAUGUCAUUAAUUUGUAACUCAUAAACGUAUAAUGAUCAAUGUUCGUGGAAUUGAAAUGUAUCUGCAGUGUGGGUCGAAACUUAAAGGAUAAGUUACAAGCCAAAAAAACAUUACAUAGUAUGAUAUUCUCAAACUCAUCGAAUAUCAUAGAAAUUGAUUUGACGUUACAAGUUUACA
Molecule: messenger RNA, 6746 nt
Organism: Neodiprion fabricii
Lineage: Eukaryota; Metazoa; Arthropoda; Insecta; Hymenoptera; Diprionidae
Exons: 5
Coding region: 735-1523 (262 amino acids)
Source: RefSeq, a predicted model, not a curated record